Chilo suppressalis (striped riceborer) is the source of this 734-nucleotide messenger RNA. The record is from the annotation of a GenBank genome assembly. NCBI's taxonomy places the organism in Eukaryota, Metazoa, Arthropoda, Insecta, Lepidoptera, Crambidae.
AUGUGGGCUUUGUGGUACCGUCAGAAUUAUAUCUUCUGUUUGCAGAUUGCAACUAUUCUAGCCAGCUUUGGCUAUUGUCUCGCUGUUGAGCAUGCUUACUCGUCACAGAGUAUCAUACGUCACGAUACACACGAGCAGCAUCAACCGAUCAAAGUGGUCGUUCCUGUGGAGAAGCAUGUCAUCAUUCCCGUGGUGAAGAAAGUGGUGCCUGUAGGACACUACGUACAGGAGAGCCACAGCCAGCAACAGCAGACCCAUGAGCAGGAUUACCACCACCAGCCUGCCGUCUCCUCAUUCCACAUCGAGCGACACGACGUGCCCGCUCACCCGCCCGCGGACUGGCACAAUUACAACGACGGUCCCGCCAAGUACGAGUUCGAGUACCAGGUGCACGACCCGCACACCGGCGACUACAAGCAGCAGCACGAGGAGCGCGACGGACACGUGGUGCAGGGCACGUACAGCCUGCGCGAGCACGAUGGCUCUGUGCGCACCGUCAAGUACUACGCUGACAAGAAGACCGGAUUUAAUGCCGAAGUAAAACAUACUACGAAGCAUAUUGAAGAAAACAAGCACCAUUGAACGUACACGUAAAAAUACUGUGUUAAAAAUGUUCUUAUUUAAUUUAUUUCUAUUAAAUUACUGUUGUAAAUUACUGUAUUGAUAACUUAUUAUUUCAUUUACCCUAUGUUAAUGGCUGAAAAUAAAAGGAUGCUAGUGAUCAAAAAAACCUG